CGGGGCCGCGCGGCUUCCGUUUCCGGCGCGCCUCGCUCUGGUCCCUGCGGCGGCGGCCGAGCCUUGUGCCUCCGCCAUAUUGUCUGUGUGCGGCGGCGGCGGCGGCGGCAGCGGCCGCGCCAGGUGGAGGAAUCUGAGGCCUUUCUCCUCUGUCAGCACUGCAGACCAGGUCGCCUCUGAUUUCACAUCUCACUUCCGCCUGCCAAGCUGUCUGAUAUGUCGGGACCCGUGCCGAGCAGGGCCAGAGUUUACACGGAUGUAAACACACACAGACCCCGGGAGUACUGGGACUAUGAGUCUCACGUUGUUGAGUGGGGAAAUCAAGAUGACUACCAGCUAGUUCGAAAAUUAGGCCGAGGCAAAUACAGUGAAGUAUUUGAAGCCAUCAACAUUACAAAUAAUGAAAAAGUAGUUGUUAAAAUUCUCAAGCCUGUUAAAAAGAAGAAAAUCAAGCGUGAAAUCAAGAUCUUAGAGAACUUGCGAGGCGGUCCCAAUAUAAUCACCCUUGCAGAUAUAGUAAAAGAUCCUGUGUCUCGAACACCCGCUCUGGUUUUUGAACAUGUAAACAACACAGACUUUAAGCAAUUAUACCAGACACUAACAGAUUAUGAUAUUCGAUUCUACAUGUAUGAGAUUUUGAAGGCUCUAGAUUACUGCCAUAGCAUGGGAAUCAUGCACAGAGAUGUCAAACCUCACAAUGUCAUGAUUGACCAUGAGCACAGAAAGCUUAGACUAAUAGACUGGGGUUUGGCUGAAUUCUAUCACCCCGGCCAAGAGUACAAUGUCAGAGUGGCUUCCAGAUAUUUCAAAGGACCUGAACUUCUUGUAGAUUAUCAGAUGUAUGAUUACAGUCUGGAUAUGUGGAGCUUGGGUUGCAUGUUGGCUAGUAUGAUAUUCCGAAAGGAGCCAUUUUUCCAUGGCCAUGACAACUAUGAUCAGCUGGUGAGGAUAGCCAAGGUUCUGGGGACAGAAGAUCUGUAUGACUACAUUGACAAAUACAACAUUGAGCUGGAUCCACGUUUCAAUGACAUUUUGGGCAGACACUCCCGUAAGCGAUGGGAGCGCUUUGUCCACAGUGAGAACCAACAUCUGGUGAGUCCAGAAGCUCUGGAUUUCUUAGACAAGCUGCUGCGAUAUGAUCACCAGUCACGACUCACAGCGAGAGAAGCCAUGGAACACCCCUACUUCUACCCCAUUGUGAAAGACCAGGCUCGGAUGGGCUCGUCCAACAUGGCGGGUGGCAGCACUCCUGUCAGCAGUGCGAGCAUGAUGUCAGGGAUUUCUUCAGUGCCAACACCUUCACCCCUUGGACCUCUAGCAGGCUCACCCGUCAUCUCUGCCACCACCACCCUGGGGAUGCCGGUUCCAGCUGCUGCGGGCGCCCAGCAGUAGUGACGGGCUCUGUCUCCUGCUGCCUGAGCUGAGUCAGGUGGGGAAGAGGUUUCCCCCUCCACCUCUCCUCAGGACGCAGCUUGUGCCUGGCAGGGGAAGGGAGGGGAUGAACGCUUUGGAGACACCGUGUCUGAACUGUUGCUUGUGGAUUUAUAGUAGUUCAGUCAUUAUAUACAAAAUUAUUAUAGGCUGAUUUUUCUUUUUUUACUUGAACUUUUCGUAACUCAGGGGAUUCCCUGAAAAUACCUACAGAUGGAAUACUUCUUGGACAGUUUUUCUUUUCCCCCCCACCCCUCCCCCCAAAAAAAAAAACAAAAAACAAAACAACUCUUCAUGUAAUAACAAAGAUGAAAUCAACAGCAUUUCCAAGCUCUUGCAUCCUGCUGGAAAUCUCUUCUCUUCAUGUUCCCAUCAUUAUUCCUCCACAAGCCUUGGAGGAUUGUGCUGUUCUCCAGAGACUACCAAACCAAGUCUUCAUGAGGCAGGGGAGGGGAUUCUUAAAGUACCACUCACUAGAACCCCAUGUCCUGCAUAUGUCCCAGCCAGGGUACACUGAGGAGACAAUUCCAGUAGGGAGAGGUGGGAUAAGCUUAAAAAGAGUAAGUGCAGAUAGUGUCCAAAAUUCUAAUUGGAUUGGAUAAUGUCUCCUUAGGAGUCAACCAGAAUGCUAACUCACCCCUUGCAUGUAAUUUUAGUCUUAAAAAUGAAGUUACUGAUCCAGUUGGAGUCCUUGGCACCUCCUUAGACAGGUGCUUCUGUAGAGUAAGCCCUGCUCUGAUCAGCCCCUUUCUCGUGGAGGGUUCUUCCAGCCAUUGCUUGGCUUGGAUCUCUGGAAUUAAUUUGUUAUUGGGUAUAUUGUUUUUAAAUUGUUUCUAUAGGUUUCGAGCUGGUGGCUACUUAAAGCUGGAAAAAUCAGACUGCGCCAAGUCCGAUCCCACAUCUUCACCCACCAUCCCCUCCCUCACGUGCCAUGUGGUGAGAAUACCAGUUACCUCACAGUCUUGUAAAUAUGCACUGAGAGGAAGGAGCCAGGAGACGUUAACUUAAACUGAAAUGGUAGAUCAGUAAUUGUGGACAAAUAUUAUCAUUGACAACGGAAAAGCACCCUUGUUACAGCCCUGCUACCCCUUGCUGUGUAUAUAUACUUUGUCCUUCAUAUGUGAAAGAUCCAGUGUUGGAAUUCUUUGGUGUAAAUAAACAUUUGGUUUUAUUUAUCGAGGUUAGAUUUAAGUUCCCUGUGUAGAGGCCUCCCUGGGGUGGUCAUACACUGACACAGGAGUGGUGACAGCCACAUGUGCCCUGGGCAGGCCAUGUCCCUGUCACACCCAUGGGGAGCAGUGCAGAGAAGCCUUACACAGAUGUCACAAAGCCAAAGUAUCUCCUGGGAGAAGGAUCUUUUGCCAUAACAAAACCCCUCCUUUUCUGUCUCAGCCAUGAUGGUGGGGAAUUGAGGUGAUGAACCAAUUAUUAGUUGUUUGCCUGUUGCAACUCACUGGAUUUCUGUGACUUGUUUUCAGUCACCUAAUGCUAGGCUGGCUCAGCUGGUGUGGCUGCAGGCACGAUGGCACCUGUGCCUCACAGUGCCCUCUCAUCCCAAAGCCAUUGCAGUUGUUCCUGUGGACAUUGAGUGAUUUUCGCCUUCCUCAGUGGGUGCUGAAGCCUUGGCCUGCAGCUCCUGCUUGUCCAGGCACCCAUCCCUCGUCUGUUCUCUGGAGAGGAUGGACAUGUGCUUCCAUGUUGCUUAGUUAAUUUUAGGAUAGAGCAGGUGGGCUGGAUUAAACUGAUACAUGGGACAUGGAGAUUGCCAGCAGGGAGAUGAGGUUUUUCACAUGCACAGGAUAGCUUUCUCCUCCAUGCCUUCAUCCAGUGGAAAUCCAUUGUACUUAAUCUUUUAUAUCCUAAAGUGAUGUGAAAGUUGGACUGUGUUGACUGUUACCUCAAUGUGCUGUACCGUAAAAGCACCCAGUAUGACAAAAUACAGCUUGUUUGCACUGGUUCUGA
Lonchura striata (white-rumped munia) is the source of this 3393-nucleotide messenger RNA. RefSeq names its product casein kinase 2 alpha 1 (gene CSNK2A1). NCBI's taxonomy places the organism in Eukaryota, Metazoa, Chordata, Aves, Passeriformes, Estrildidae. Gene Ontology annotation, biological process: regulation of cell cycle; peptidyl-threonine phosphorylation; peptidyl-serine phosphorylation. Gene Ontology annotation, cellular component: cytosol; nucleus; protein kinase CK2 complex. Gene Ontology annotation, molecular function: protein serine/threonine kinase activity; ATP binding. The record is from RefSeq and is a predicted model, not a curated record.